This is a messenger RNA of Trichoderma harzianum CBS 226.95, 2240 nucleotides long. RefSeq lists its product as hypothetical. The transcript has 4 exons. NCBI's taxonomy places the organism in Eukaryota, Fungi, Ascomycota, Sordariomycetes, Hypocreales, Hypocreaceae. Gene Ontology annotation, molecular function: protein serine/threonine kinase activity; ATP binding. The coding region runs from base 18 to 2156 and encodes 712 amino acids. Gene Ontology annotation, biological process: peptidyl-serine phosphorylation; intracellular signal transduction. The record is from RefSeq and is a predicted model, not a curated record.
CAGCGACAAAGGGAUUCAUGAGAAAGAUACGGUCGAACGAUGCCAAGAUAUCACCAAGCUCUACUGUUGUGGUUUCCGACACUUCUCUGCAGCAGCAUCAGUCGUUCCAAGAACUCACCAGUGUUACUGAAUCGGAUGAUUCGAGCGAGCAGGAUGACAUAUGGUCAUCUACUCACAGCAGUAGACUGGCAAGCCCGGACGAUAAUCUGACAGGAAAGACAUCAAUCGACUCUCGUAUUUCUGGGUCACCCUCAGCAAAAGGAAGCCCAAGGAGGAAAUUGAGUCGUCGGAGUCGCUGGACCAGAUCUAGCCCAGAAGGCGCAGGGCUGGGGACCAUCGAAGAAACGGCGACGGACAAGCCGAAGCCAACCAUUGUGACAGUGGAAAAAGCUGCUGCUGCCAAGAUAUAUCUCGAGACUCACUUUAAUGAGCUCUGCGGUGAAUCACAGCGCCGCUUAAUCAGAUGUCAGGAGUUUGCAGAGCGGCAGUUCAAAGAAGGUCUUUUUUAUGGCCCGAACCUCGCCUCUGGGAAUAGUGCCGUUGACUACAGCACCUUCUAUUACUCAGAGAGCUGUCGACUGAGAGACAUACGGGCGUUGAAGUCCAAAUGCACGCUUCAGGCCAAACAACAAAACGUAAGCCCCUUUGUGUCCAAGUAUGAGCCGCUCAAGGUAUUGGGCAAAGGCAGUUUUGGAGUUGUCAGGCUAGUACGUGAAAAAUCAGCUUCGCCGUAUAAUUUCUCCAAUCCAAUCUAUGCGAUGAAAGUCAUACGAAAGUCCGAUAUGCUUCGAAGCAGCCAAGAGGGCCAUCUCCGCGCCGAGAGAGACUUUCUCGUUUCUUAUGAAGGAUCCACCUGGGUGGUCCCGCUGAUUGCAAGUUUCGAAGACAUGUCAAAUCUAUAUCUUGUGAUGGAGUAUAUGCCAGGUGGCGACUUUCUGGGGCUGCUGAUUCGAGAGAACAUAUUGCACGAGGCUGUAGCGUGCUUUUACAUUGCUGAAAUGAUUCUGGCCGUUGAAGAAACCCAUCGCCUUGGGUUUAUCCACCGUGAUAUCAAGCCUGACAACUUUCUCAUCUCCAGUUCGGGACAUCUUAAAAUCUCCGAUUUUGGGCUUGCGUUUGAUGGAAAGUGGCCUCAUGACGCGUCAUAUUACAAUUACCAUCGAUACGCACUGCUUCGGAAGCUCAACCUUGAUGCACAAGGCGAUGAAAAAGACCAGGAAGACUGCAAAAGCGUUCAAUCGCAGGUCGAGAAAGCUCAAGCCCUGGCUGCUGAAUUUGGGCGACAUGACGAGCGGAACCUAGGAAGCGAUCCCGAUCUCGCUGCUAUUCUAGGGUGGAGGAACACGCGGAGCAAUCGUACGAGAGCCAACUCUGUCGUGGGCACAAGUCAAUACAUGGCCCCCGAGGUGAUUCAAGCACAAAACUUCCAGACCUACUACGACGACGAAGGCAGGAAGCCUACAAAGCAAAAUAUCUUGGCUCACAGAGAAAAUUUUCGCUUUCCCAUGAGACCUCUCGUCAGUGAUAGAUGCAAAGACUUAAUCUACCGCCUGAUUCAGGACAAGGAAGUACGACUCUGUUCCAAACGAUACCAGAUGCUUGAUCAUCAUCAACCAGGAGCAGCGGUAUCAACCGACAUGUAUGGCAGAUACAUUUUCCCCGACGACGCCGAAGACAUCAAGGCGCAUCGGUUCUUCAAAAGCGUGCCGUGGGAUACCCUUCAAAACACAGCACCACCAUUCGUCCCUCAUAUUGACAGCCUUGAAGACACUCACUACUUUGAUGAAUCAGAACCCCUUGAUGAUCGAAUUGAGUCGGUGGCUGAGAAGCCUGGGCUAACAGAUGAAGAAGUUCGGUGGAUUUUGCGAGAGUUUAGACCGAGCAUACAGAACGUGGCGAUUCGGAUGAUUCACGCCCCAUAUGAUUCAGGGGCUCUCCGCAGCAGGGACUUGGAGAUUGACUCGGUGAGUACGUUUCUGGACGAAGAGAAGGAGCUUUUAAAGAGGUUCAUGAGGGAGUACGGGCGGAGAGUACCCAAGCGACCACGAGACAUUAUUCUACGAGACGAUAACAUGAAGGGUACUGCCAUGAAGGUAAGAAAGCAGAGCGCCUUUAUGGGUUACGAAUGGCAUAGCGUGAGGAAGAAGGCAUAUUGAAGGACGGAUUGAUGAGUUGAAGCUCCUAUCCUUUGACGGAACUUGGCGGGGUGGAUGGGAGAUGCUUUGACCAGCGAAUAAAAC